GGAUAUAUGACGCGUGUCCCCUAUCUUCUUCUUAUCCACAGAUUGUAAGGUUUUUGAAGACGAGACAUGGAAGAUCUGAGUCCAGGCAACAGUUGAGUCUCUCUGAUGUGAUGUUUCUGUGGGUCCCACUGCCCAUGUCAAGCUCACGCACGGACCAAGAUUCGAAGAAAAGGGUUUUGCACACGAAUUAUAUUUUAUUCAGAAAUGAAGAAACCUGUGUGAGAAAGCUCUUUGGUUUGACCAAAUGAAGCAUUUACAUUUGAGGGUAUAAAAAAAUAGGAGGAGUCAGUCUUUUCGUCUUUUCUUUUACAAUCAAUCUCUCUGCGAUCAGAUUUGCACAUCGUCUGCUUGCAUUGACCAAAUGGGAGGUUGUGUGUCCAAGAGCAACGUAGAGCCAAAGUAUCGUCCCAGUCUCGGGAUGGGAUGCUGUGGUAGCAAAAUGGGGAGGAGAACGCUUUCAGGCCGCAUCGUUUCACUCCAUGACUUGGUUUCUAUUCCCAAUCGGAUCACCAACAGCGGAAACAGCAAGAGUUGUUGCAUUUUCACUCAACAGGGACGCAAAGGAGUCAAUCAGGACGCCAUGAUCGUGUGGGAAGAUUUUAUGUCGAAAGAUAUGACAUUCUGCGGUGUUUUUGAUGGACAUGGUCCUAAUGGUCACCUUGUUUCUCGUAAAGUGAGAGAAUCGUUGCCUGUAAGGUUACUGUCUUUCAUGCAUUCAAUCCAGUCUAAGCAAAAGGGAUCCACUGACAAGGAAGAAUCUAGAGAGGAGGAGGAGGAUAAACUGAAGCUACUGUGGGAAGAAGCUUUCUUGAAAUCAUUCAAUGCUAUGGAUAAGGAACUGCGUUCCCAUCCUAAUGUGGAAUGCUUUUCCAGCGGUAGCACUGCUGUUACAAUCAUUAAACAGGGGUCACAUCUGUUCAUAGGAAACAUAGGGGAUUCUCGGGCAAUACUUGGAUCCAAAGACAGCAAUGAAUCCAUGGUUGCGGUUCAGCUAACAGUUGACUUGAAGCCUGACUUACCAAGGGAAGCAGAGAGGAUCAAGCAGUGUAAAGGUCGUGUGUUUGCGCUGGAAGACGAGCCAGAGGUGCCACGAGUAUGGCUACCAUUUGAUAAUGCUCCUGGACUAGCCAUGGCUAGGGCGUUUGGUGAUUUCUGUGUGAAAGACUACGGUGUCAUUUCAAUACCGGACUUCUCUCAUCGUCUUCUUACAGAUAGAGAUCAGUUUAUUGUCUUGGCCUCAGAUGGAGUAUGGGAUGUGCUAAGCAACGAAGCAGUGGUUAAAGUCGUGGCAACAGCUACAAGCAGAGCAUCAGCGGCUAGGCUAGUGGUGGAUUCAGCUGCACGCGAAUGGAAACUAAAGUACCCGACCUCGAAAAUGGACGACUGUGCAGUUGUGUGUUUGUUUCUAGACGGGAGAAUGGACUCAGAGUCAUCAGAUGACGAAGAACAAAGAUCCUCUUCAGCAACAAGCGCAGUAGAGACAGACGAAAGCCAGAGAACAGAGCCGUGUCUUCAGAGAAACGCCACAGUCAGGUCAUCAUCAUUAGAAAACAACAGUUGCGGUAAUGUGAAUGAAGAGAAGGAGAAAGUAACGGAAGGAGGAGAACAGAACUGGUCGGGACUAGAAGGCGUUACUAGAGUGAACUCACUUGUUCAGCUUCCGAGAUUCUCUGUAGACUAAAACCCAAGACUUUGAGAACAUGACUUUUGGUUGUUUUCAAGAAUUUGAUUUUUUGGUCCCAAGAAAAGAAAGUCUUAUGGUUGUGCAUCUAUUCCAGCACUGGGAGAUUCAUAGUGCU
This is a messenger RNA of Raphanus sativus (radish), 1799 nucleotides long. Its product is annotated as probable protein phosphatase 2C 1. The record is from RefSeq and is a predicted model, not a curated record. Lineage: Eukaryota; Viridiplantae; Streptophyta; Magnoliopsida; Brassicales; Brassicaceae. Bases 362 to 1681 code for a protein of 439 amino acids. The transcript has 6 exons. Gene Ontology annotation, biological process: protein dephosphorylation. Gene Ontology annotation, molecular function: protein serine/threonine phosphatase activity.